Messenger RNA from Papaver somniferum (opium poppy), 1060 nucleotides. Its product is annotated as endo-1,3;1,4-beta-D-glucanase-like. The record is from RefSeq and is a predicted model, not a curated record. NCBI's taxonomy places the organism in Eukaryota, Viridiplantae, Streptophyta, Magnoliopsida, Ranunculales, Papaveraceae. The coding region runs from base 164 to 883 and encodes 239 amino acids. The transcript is spliced from 7 exons. Gene Ontology annotation, molecular function: hydrolase activity.
CAGUCCCUAAUUUGCCACAUCUUUGGAUGACGUCGUCAGUGAGAACAGAGUUUCCUUUAGAUUGGAAUAUCUCAUCGGGAAUAAAACCUCAACCCCUAAUUACAUCUGCAACUUUUGACUUGUAGUUAUCAGUUGCAACUCAUCAAACAAAAGAAAAGUAGAAAUGUCAGGAGCUCAGUGUUGCGAGAAUCCACCAACUCUAAGUUCAAGUUCAGGAAAUGGAUGUGUUCAACAACUUGGUGGUCUUCAAACCUAUGUUACUGGGUCUUUGGAUUCCAAACUUGGAAUUCUUCUUGUUUCUGACAUUUUUGGAUAUGAAGCACCUAACUUGAGGAACCUGGCAGACAAGGUUGCAGCAGCUGGAUUCUAUGUUGUAGUUCCAGACUUCCUUCAUGGGGAUCCUUAUGUACCUGAGAAUGCUGAGAAGCCACUACCCAUCUGGAUCAAAUCACACGGAACAGAUAAAGGAGCUGAAGAAGCCAAACCAGUUAUUGAAGCUCUAAAAAGUAAAGGGAUUUCUGCAGUUGGAGCUGCAGGGAUGUGCUGGGGUGCUAAGGUGGUUGGGGAACUAGGAAAGUCUGAUGAGCUAAAAGCUAUUGUAAUGGCCCAUCCUUCCUUUGUCACUGUUGAUGACAUUAAGGAGAUCAAGGUACCCAUUUCUAUACUAGGAGCUGAGACUGACAAGAUGUCUCCACCGGAGCUUUUGAAACAAUUUGAAGAGGUUUUAUCUACUAAAACUGAGGUUGAUUCCUUUGUAAAGAUAUUCCCUGGGGUUUCACACGGAUGGACUGUAAGAUACAAUAAUGAAGAUGAAGCAGCUGUGAAGCCUGCUGAAGAGGCUCACAAGGACAUGCUGGAAUGGUUUGCCAAAUAUGUCAAGUAGGGAGUAAUAUCUAUAUAUAUAUAUAUAUAGUGUUACACCAAGAUAACUACUGUUGUUUCCAAAUUCUAUUAUGUAUUACAAAUAAGGCUUUAUCGACAUUACAUCUCUCGUUAAUGUGAAUCUCACAGGAGUGAAUUGAUCCGUCGCUUUUAAUCAGCUAGGAGUGUUUAUGCUUUA